AUGAACUGGGACAUCGACCUCGUUGAGGCUCGAUGUCAACAUCCGAUUCGCCCGUCAAUCCUUGCUACAAUAAUUAGGAGGAUACACUCAGCCACACUUGUUUGCCCAGCCUCCAAGUCCGUAUGCAUACAGGCUGAGGCAACGCUGGCAUUUGUUGGCGUCCAUGUGACGAGAGGGUGUGUCGGGGGCAAGUGGGUGCGCGAUAAGGUCUGGAAACCAGCGCCACAUGAGAUCGACAGAUCGAUAAAAUGCAACCGAUUCAGGCAAACCAUGUCAGUCGUGGUGGCCUCUGCAACUGCAACAAAGCUUCACAUCGGCUUGAUCGGCACCGACUUCAUGUGGGCAAGCCGAGGGGAAGACAGACUGUAUGUGUGCAUGUGUGCGGGUGUGCCUGUGUACAAAGGGCUCAAAGUUGUAGCCUCACCCAUUUUAACCGGCGGUCAAGGCUGUGACAACGCCAUCUGCGGUCAUGCCGACAAGACACAUCGAGCUGACGCAAUGGCUACAUGUAGCCAAAGCAGUAGAACUCGUGAGAGCGGAGGCUAG
This is a messenger RNA of Protopolystoma xenopodis, 546 nucleotides long. The record is from the annotation of a GenBank genome assembly. Lineage: Eukaryota; Metazoa; Platyhelminthes; Monogenea; Polystomatidea; Polystomatidae.